GUAAUGUGGCGUUCGACAAAACUGAGUGAAAUUGUUAAAAUAUUUAUUAUUGACGUAAAUAUGUAUAAAGUUUUCAGCGUUUCAUAGCAGUGUUUCUUGUAAGGACUAAAAUACGGAAGUUUAUAGCCGGUGUAAAAAAAUUCAUGUGUCUUAUUCGCCUCGAAAAUUGAACAGUCAACAAACUUUUGUUUAUUCCAUUGGAGUGAAUUUAUUAUUUUCUGUUCGGAAUAUUUGAUUAUGAGCCAACCAUACGCUUAAUAAAAUAGUGGAUCAAGGACUGACGUCGACACAUUAGGUUUUACUCAUGCAAGCUUCAAUGUCCACUCAAGAAAUUGAACCUUUGUUGUCAAAUUGUCUUGUCCGGAGAAAACUGAAAAAGUGUUUAUAUGACUCAUUGAAAUGUUAUGGCAAACUUGAAUUUCCAGCAAGCGCCUAGAAGCCUAGCCAGCGGCGGUGUGGGUAGUCGCGUAGGCUCCGGGCUGGUGGGAGGCGUGUCAGGGCAUGUGACUCCUACGUUCGUGGGCGCACUGUCGCCCGGCCGGGGUAGCACCGCAAUGCCUGGCGGCGCACCGCCGUCCAUGGCAUCGCGAUCAACGCUGUUCGGGCAACGCGCGUUCGCUGACCGCAGGGUGCCGAUGCCUACGCCGCUCUCGCAGCCCAAUUCUAAUUCUAUGGUCAGUUAUUCGAAUAUGGGAAAUCUCUCUCGAUUCAACACUGGCAGCAACUAUCAUUCGGUGUUUGGCGAGGGCGGCGACACGUCGACGCCCCCGCUGCUUGAUCUCAGCGAGUUUCCGUCAUUGACGGCGCGCGGGGCUGGCGACCAGGCCCCGACAACCGCGCCACCGCCGCCUGGCUCUAAACCCUACGUGGGUAUGGUGAAGCAGCCUACAUCGGAGCAAUCGGAGUUUACGAUGUCUUCUGAAGACUUUCCUGCGCUGCCCGGUACGUCGAAUACGAGUGGCGCGCCGCCUCCGCAGCCGCCGCCUCCUGUACCGCCAGCCUAUUCGGCGGAAUCGCACAGUAGCGAGAAGCAACAGCCCAGGAAAGGCAUACAGACAUCGCCUGAUGGAAAAGUGACGAAUAUACCAGAGACCAUGAUACCAAAUCAGUUUGGUAUAGUCGGACUCCUGACGUUUAUCCGCGCGGCGGAAUCUGAUCCCAGCUUGGUAUCGCUAGCACUGGGCCAGGACUUGACCGCGCUAGGGUUGAACUUAAACUCGCCUGACAACCUUUAUCUCACUUUCUCUGGGCCGUGGGCGGAUACGCCUUGCAGACCUCAAGACAUGGAUUAUCAUGUACCGCCGGAGUAUCUGAUAAACGGUUCCAUUAGAGAAAAAUUGGCUCCAUUACGACUUGGUCGAUAUAAGGAAGAUCUGCUCUUCUACCUGUUCUACUGCUUCGUGGGCGACGUACUGCAGAUCGCAGCUGCGCAUGAACUAUACAACCGGGAAUGGCGAUAUCAUAUGGAGGAGAAGGUGUGGAUCUCUCAAGCCCCGGGCAUGCCAACCUUGGAGAAGACCCCUACUUACGAGCGCGGCACCUACUACUUUUUCGACGCUCACAAUUGGCGCAAGGUAAAGGUCACCAAGGAGUUCCAUCUGGACUACAGCAAGCUUGAGGCCCGACCGCAACUGCCGCCUCACGUGCUGACGUAGCGUGCUUAUCCUGAUUCUCCCUUCCUAUUGUAGUUUUGUUAUAUAAAAGUACAAGUU
Molecule: messenger RNA, 1712 nt
Organism: Hyposmocoma kahamanoa
Lineage: Eukaryota; Metazoa; Arthropoda; Insecta; Lepidoptera; Cosmopterigidae
Gene: Rga
Product: regulator of gene activity
Exons: 9
Coding region: 405-1655 (416 amino acids)
Biological process (GO): regulation of stem cell population maintenance; nuclear-transcribed mRNA poly(A) tail shortening; regulation of DNA-templated transcription
Cellular component (GO): CCR4-NOT core complex; P-body
Source: RefSeq, a predicted model, not a curated record